Messenger RNA from Diabrotica virgifera virgifera (western corn rootworm), 2119 nucleotides. RefSeq lists its product as uncharacterized. Lineage: Eukaryota; Metazoa; Arthropoda; Insecta; Coleoptera; Chrysomelidae. The record is from RefSeq and is a predicted model, not a curated record. The transcript is spliced from 3 exons. Bases 369 to 1931 code for a protein of 520 amino acids. Gene Ontology annotation, cellular component: SCF ubiquitin ligase complex. Gene Ontology annotation, biological process: SCF-dependent proteasomal ubiquitin-dependent protein catabolic process.
AGGUAACUGUCAAAAUAUUUUUAUAUCCUCAUGACGUUUGGUUAAAAUGUUUUAUAUUGCGUAUUAAGGAUGUAAUAAACUUACGAUAAAAAUAAAAAUAUAAACAAACACAUGCUUAAUAUGUGAGAUACAAAAUACUGAAGUUCUUUAAUGUCCAUCCCUUAGUUACUUACGAAGUAUUGUAAUUAUUUUGUAGUUUUUUUUCUAUUCAUAUGUGAACAACUUAUUUACUAAAACAAAUGGAAGGUUGCCUGUGAUAAUUGUGAAAGAAUAACACCAGUACACUUUAUACAAAUAAGCUGCGAAGCUGUCUCUCAGGGUAGAAAUCCAUGAUAGUUGUGGCAAGAGGUUAAAAAAUAUAUACAAUAAUGCCAAAACAUCGAGACGUACCGAGCCUUCAGUCGCUUUGCCUAAAGAGCAUAGGUACUCUAGUUGUCCACGUGGCUCCGCUUAUUUUAUCCAAAAUAAGUAUAUACAAGGAACCCCAGAAAGUAAUAUCUAGUCUACAGACGAGUCUCACUUGGUUAAAUGACCAUCUAUCCUCACACGUUCCGUUCUACCUGUAUGAUCAAAUGGCUGUGGAAGUACUAUUAGCUGUAAAGGUAUUUAUAGAGGCUACGAAGAAGACCUAUUUUCCGCACACCUCCAUAGCUACUUUCCUCACGGAGAUGAACGUAGCUGUUAGUUUAACUGAAGUGGUUUUGAAUUGUCAUUUAAAGAGUAUCGAUUUUUCACAGUGGCCCAAAAUUAUGCGAUAUAUUUUAUACAAAAAUUUACACAAUCUUACUGGUCUAGAAAACUUAAAUUUAGGUUCCUGUUCAGGAGGCUGGCGGACGUCCGAAUUCGAUAGAUGUUUGUUGGAAAGCAUAGCAAAAAUGAAGCAUUUGAAGUCAUUGUGUCUGUGCUUCGACAGCACAGAUGUCAUAGUCCAAACAGUAGGUGAUAAUUGCCAACAGAUCCAAUGUCUCGAUCUCACUUCUUCAGGCUCCGUAACCGACAGAUGUAUACCUUUUUUAUUGAAAUGUAGGCAUUUAAAAGAGCUACAGCUGCACAGAACCUCAGUGACGACUGAAGGUUUAGCUCAGUUGAUCGUAGGACUUCCAAAGUUGCAAGAUAUCGGUCGAUGUGACGAUUUCGGAAAAGUGAUAAAAUAUCUAUAUCAUAAAUUUCCCAGUGAAGGCCCUUUCGAGUUGAGGAAGAUACAGACGAGGGAUAUUAGUACUGAAAACCUGAGAUUGUUGGUAGAUAUGUUUCCUAAAAUUGAGUACGUGAGCUUAUUCCACGACGUACAAAUUUCUGAUUUAACAGUUUUGAUAUCGUUGGACAAUUUGAAAGACUUGAAGUUGCUUUCUUGUGCUUUUUACGGAGAUUACCUGAAGCAACUUCUAGAAAUUAGAGGUACUAAUAUAACUAGUCUUCAUUUGGAGCAUGUGGAAGAGAUGGAUUAUAAAGUAUUGAUUGAUAUUAGCCAGUGUUGUCCCCAGUUAAAAAAUUUAGUGUGUUACAAUUGUGAUUUCCGCAACAGUGUAGUACCGUACCACAAAUUAAAAGUACAACCGUUUCUAGAUCUGGAAAGAAUCUUCUGGGUCGUAGAUAGUGCUUCGAGUCAUCUGGAAUUCAUCUUGAAUCAUGCCUACAACAUUCGUUACAUUCAUUUGGGUUCUUCCACAGGAAUCACGCAUGCGAUAAUGGUGAAAGUCUUGAAUACCAACCCCAUGAAGUGGCUUGAAGAGUUGAGAGUGCUGUACAGCAGUGACAUGAACAUGAGGACUGUAGAAUUACUAAUGGCCAGUUGUACGAACUUAAAGGUGUUAUCGGAGUUAGAAAGUUGGCAGGGCAUUACUUUGGAACAGCUACAUACCUUUAAACAAUAUAUACGCUCCAAUAACUUCAAUUUGGACAUCAGUCCUACAUUAUCAUUUACCACAUAAACUUGCUCCUUUAUAUUACUGUACUAAAGUGCAUAUAUAUUUUUAUAUGAAGUGAUCUGGUUGUACUGAUUGAUUUAGAUAUAUUUCUUUCUAAAAGAGUGUGAUUUUGAGUAACUCCAAACGUACUAGUACCACUUUAAUGGUGUCUAAUUUAAAAUAUUCAUUAUAAAUAAAGAAAUAUUUAAACA